This is a messenger RNA of Entelurus aequoreus (snake pipefish), 4968 nucleotides long. Its product is annotated as high affinity choline transporter 1-like. The record is from RefSeq and is a predicted model, not a curated record. NCBI's taxonomy places the organism in Eukaryota, Metazoa, Chordata, Actinopteri, Syngnathiformes, Syngnathidae. Bases 1537 to 2889 code for a protein of 450 amino acids. Gene Ontology annotation, molecular function: choline:sodium symporter activity. Gene Ontology annotation, cellular component: plasma membrane. The transcript is spliced from 6 exons. Gene Ontology annotation, biological process: transmembrane transport; choline transport; acetylcholine biosynthetic process.
AUGAGGGAAGAGUAGAUCGAGAGAUCGACAGUGCGACGCCCGCAGUAAUGUGGACCCUUUAUCAAUCCGUUGUGGUGAAGAAAGAGCUGAGCCAGAAGGCAAAGCUCUGAAUUUACCGGUCGAUCUACGUUCCCAUCCUCACCUAUGGUCAUGAGCUUUGGGUUAUGACCGAAAGGACAAGUACAAGGGUACAAGCGGCCGAAAUGAGUUUUCUCCUUUGAGUGGUGGGGUCUCCCUUAGAGAUAGGGAGGAGCUCAGAGUAAAGCAGCUGCUCCUCCACAUUCAGAGGAGCCAGGUGAGGUGGUUCAGGCAUCUGGUCAGGAUGCCCCCUGAACACCUCCUUGGGGAGGUGUUUAGGGCGUGUCCAACCGGCAAGAGGCCUACGAGGAAGACCCAGGACACAUUGAAGGCACUAGGUCUCCCAGCUGGCCUGGGAAUGCCUCUGGAUCCCCCAAGAGGAGCUGGACAAAGUGGCUGGGGAAAGGGAAGUCUGGGCUUCUCUGCUUAGGCUGCUGCCCCCACGACGCAACCUCGGAUAAGCGGAAGAAGGUGGAUGGAUAAUUUAUAAUAAAAUGUCAUUUUAAAAAUGGAUUCUUGAGUAUAAUUAAUCAAUUCACAAUUUUGUAAUGAACAAGAAUUGUGAUUGGAUGUAAAUCCAUUGUUUUCUGGCACUAAUAAAAUGCGCCCAUAACUUUUGAGUUAUGCUGCUAACUAACUAAAAAACAGACAGAAAAACAAACCCCAGCAAAUAGAUAUACUUCCUCCUGGCGGAGGUAAACAAAAACAAGUCGCGUUAAAAUAAAGGCAAUAGGUUGGGAUUUACUUAAGAUAUCACCACCCCCACUUGACUAACAUAACGGGUGAGCACUAAUAAGCAAAGCAAGCUUUUGGUUCCAGAAAAAAUAAAUAGUAUGACACCCCUUUGAAGCCUAUCCAAUGGAAAACAAAAGCUCUGAAAGCCCUCUCCAAACCAGCUCUGAAACUAUGACAGUUUAAAAAUAGUAUGCGUGAUGCUAUAAAGUGUUUUACAAUGAACAUCGGGUGUGUUCAAACUUUUUUCAGCGAGGGUCGCAUACAGAAAAAUUGAAAGGUCAAGAUUAUUUAUUCUCUUUAAAAUGACAAUUGGGCUGUUUUAGUUUUGUGAAUACAAAACCGUUAAAGCAAUCUGAAGUGAGGAACAUUAUUUACAAAGGUUCAAACCAAUGUGACUUGAGGACGACAGGGGCAUUUUGGAGAUUUGUCAUCCAAGGUUUUAUUUACCAUAUGCUUAUGUGACUCACCACAAAGUGGAGUGCACAGGGUCUUGUGCUUUAACACCAUCAUGUUGAGCUCACCGAGCACAUUCUGGUAUUUUAGUGCCAAGUGUGAACAGACCGUUGAUGACUGCAGUCAAAGUUAUGUAAAGGUUAGUAGGUUACUGUAGGUGUGUACCGACUAAUAAACUAAUAUGACUAAUGCAUUCAAUGGGAGAGGGGCAAGAAGAGCAAAACUUAGCAUUUAACACAAAGGGUACACGUGGGCUUGGGAAAAGUGUGUAUGAGGUUAGUUAGGGGGAGGGUACGGUUGGUCAUAGGGGUGGUAAGUGGCGAUAGAUGGUGCAGAUCUGACACUUCUCUGUUUAAGGGCAUUGUUGUGGUGUGGCUACAGGCUGCGGCUGGGGGGACCCGGCUAUGUGGGAGAAGAGACUGUAAAGGUGGAACUAUGAGUGUGAUCCUAGACCUUUCUUACAUCUACUCCAUCAUCAUCUCCUCGGUGGUGGCCAUUGUCUACACGCUCCUAGGGGGGCUCUACUCUGUGGCUUACACAGAUGUCAUCCAGCUCAUCCUCAUCUUUAUCAGCCUGUGGGUGUGUGUCCCUUUUCUGUUGACCAACCCUCACUCCAUGGACAUCUCAGUGACGGCCUAUAACCAGAGCUUCCAGGCUCCAUGGAUUGGCAAGGUGGAGCUUAAUGAAGCUGGCAAGUGGUUUGACGACUUCAUGGUGCUGGCUCUGGGUGGAUUGGCCUACCAAGCGUUCUACCAAAGGAUCCUGUCCGCCUCAUCUUACACCCAAGCUCAAGUGACCUGCUUUGCCUCGUCGGCCUUUUGCCUGGUGCUUGGUGUCCCCUCUAUACUCAUCGGAGCUGUUGCUGCGUCUACUGACUGGAACUCAACCAUUUAUGGACUACCAACUCCAUAUGAGCGUGGAGAGGCAGGUUCCAUCCUCCCCAUCGCCCUACAGUCCCUCACACCUACCUAUGUGUCCAUCAUUGGCAUUGGAGCUGUAGCUGCUGCUGUCAUGUCCUCCAUGGACUCGGCCCUGCUGUCUUCUGCCUCAUUGUUCUCCUCCAACAUCUACAAGAACAUCCUCCGAAAGCAGGCAUCAGACCGUGAGAUGCAGUGGGUGAUUCGUAUCUCAGUGGUGGUUGUAGGUCUGGCUGGUACUGGCCUUACCUUCCUGGACAGCAGUGUUCUGGUCUUCUGGCUUGUGGGUGUUGACAUGUCCUUCACCAUCAUGUUCCCUCAGCUGGUUUGCAUUCUCUUCUUCAAGGUGUCCAAUGGCUACGGGGCCAGUUUGGGCUUCUUAGUAGGAAUCCUCAUGAGAAUCCUAAGCGGAGAGCCCCUCAUCGGCUUGCCGCCCGUCAUCCGCUACCCCGGCUGCCGGCUGAACGCUGAAGGCACGCUCACCCAAUAUUUCCCCUUCCGCACUACUAUCAUGGUCACCUCACUGCUAUCCAUCCUGCUGUUUUCCUGGCUGGCGAGUAUCAUUUUUAACAAAGGCCUGUUGUCUGAGAAGUGGGAUUUGUACAAGAUCAAACGCAAGCAGAAAGUACCUGCAGACAAGAACACGAGUGAAAACAAAGAAGAGGCCUCCGUGGCUAAGCAGUUACUGGACACCACCAGCUGCUGAGGUGUUUCAAAGGGAGCAGAUGAUGGGUCGUGACAGGAGGAAGACAUGCACAGAGGGCUACAGAGUCUUGACAUGAGAGUGUCUCUACAGAAACAGGAGUGUGUGUCACAUCCUGUACAGAUCAACAUCAACAUGUCCUCUGAACACCUUAGCAUCAGUUACCUUCUAUAAAAAAGUAAAAUGAUCAACUUAAAUCUUGUAUGACAGUAAAGAGCUCAUGAACCUGUAUAACACAUUAUGGGACUGAUUCAAAACACAGUGAAUAAUUAUGACGAGCCUAGUUUAUAACAAGGCUUUGAAAUGGACGGACUUAGCUCAUCCAUUUAAAUUCCUUUCCAUUUGGAAAGUAUUGAUACAUUUAUGAAAUAAAAUGAGUUUGUUCAAUAGAUAGAUCUGGAUUUGUACAGAUAUUUAGAAAAAAACAUUUUUUCACUCUCGCAAUUUGAGAUAAUGUUCCUUUAGGGCAUAUAAAUGUUGUUCCUAGACUAGAGUGCACAUUAAACACUUUUUGGCCAUCAGUGCAAAUGAACCACAUAUUCAGUCGAACUGAAGAGAACAAUGAAGUAGUUUACAGCUCCCUCUUAACAAAAUGGUCUUGUAGCAUGAAUCCAAAUUGUCACAUUAAUCAGACAUUAAUCAUCUUCCUUGAAUGAGUUAUUGAAAUUCAGAACAAUUAGAUAAUUGUACAAUACCACAAAGAGAGCACUUGUGAUAUUGAUUGACACACGUGUUUCUAUUUUUGAUGUGUUGGAUUGCCGCUUUAUUAACAUCACAGAAAAUUAAUCCGACAGUUAUCCAAUCACCAUCAACCCAAUGACAGGUGAGCAUGUCUAUAAUGUGAAAGCACUAUUUUGCCUCAAACAGUCGAAAAAAAACCCAGAGCCCGUUCAAAACUUGCCAUUUUUAUGUAAUUUUCAACAAUGCUGUGACAAUGAGGCAACCUCCAUCAGGUUGUCCCAUCAGGUCUGACUGCUCUGGUUGCAGUCGCUUGCUGCUAAACAAAUAUUCAAAGAGUCAAAUGUGAAAAACAAAAACUAUUUAAAUACACUUUUCUUCAAACUGUCAUUAAUUGAAUUCACUUUGAUGUUUUUAAAAGAUUCAUGUACAUGUAGAGAUUAAUGGAAAGGUUUAUUUUGUUAUCAUCAACCUCCAAACAUUGUGUUGUAUCAAGCACUAUGUGUAUGACAAUCUAAACAUCUAGCAUCGUACAAUCACUGGAACCUGGUCUGUGUUGUCACAUCAUUUUUUUAUUUUUUUUUGCUGGGUACCGUAAAACAGGUGUAUACAAAUACCUUGUGGAGUAGCUCAAGAGCUCAUCACAUGAGUCUGAAAUAGUGGUCAAAAGAAGGUCAUAAUCGGUUUCUUUCCAAAGGCAUCUUGUAGAACACAAAACAGGACUAUUUGCAUGCAUCUUUUUUUACAUAGGCGUGACAUUUUUAAAUGUAUUAUACUCUUGUACAGCCUAAUCACAAUUUGUACAUUAACACAUAUUUUUGUAUCAAGGUUGAUUUGCCAUGCAUUGUUUGUUGAGGAGGAAAAAAUACCAAUGUGUAUUUGUAUCUUUUGGCUAUAUCUGAAGUUAAAUUCACACUCAGUGUUGCUGAAAAAUGAAUGAAGACCUGCAAUCUCUAUAUGUUCACAUUGGCCUUAUGAUUGGCCUGCACUUUCAAAAAGUGUUAUUGCCUAUUAUUUGCUUUCAUGGUCACCACAAUCAAUACACUCUCAUGCAUCGUCACAAAUUUAGCCAGCAGUUGUCAUCAAUGGGAAAUGGUGCCUUAUUGGAGCAUAUUUACGUGGUACUGUGUAUUGACUUGGUCAUUGUUGGGACAGGAAUAUUUGUUUUUCCAUUGUAGGUUGUUGAAGGUCAUUGAAGUUCUGGACUGGUUUUAGUUUCAUUAAAAAUACAAAGCUCUUUUUUUUCUCCUUCCAUGUCUGUAUUUGGUUUUAUACUUAUAUGCAUGACAAUUGUCAAUGACCUUUGUAUGUGUACUGAACUUUUGCGAAGGCUGUUCCUCUCUUGCCACUUGGCAAGGUUCUACUUUGUAAUCAAUUAAUGUAAAUCCCCAUGGGGUGAGGUUC